Messenger RNA from Gastrolobium bilobum, 637 nucleotides. RefSeq names its product derlin-1-like. Bases 146 to 622 code for a protein of 158 amino acids. The transcript has 6 exons. Gene Ontology annotation, molecular function: misfolded protein binding; ubiquitin-specific protease binding. NCBI's taxonomy places the organism in Eukaryota, Viridiplantae, Streptophyta, Magnoliopsida, Fabales, Fabaceae. Gene Ontology annotation, biological process: endoplasmic reticulum unfolded protein response. Gene Ontology annotation, cellular component: endoplasmic reticulum membrane; Hrd1p ubiquitin ligase ERAD-L complex. The record is from RefSeq and is a predicted model, not a curated record.
UCCAAGACUUCUUGUUUCUCUAAUGCGUUGUUUAGUGGCCACUCCAUAUACUUAAAACUCUUGAAUUUCCAGAAUAUUUAAAUAUACCUUCCUAUCCCCUGCUUCAAGUUCAAUUCUUCCACUCCUAAUACCCAUUUCAUUCAAUAUGUCUUCACCAGCAGAAUACUACAGGUCUCUACCACCUGUGAGCAAGGCCUAUGGAGUGGCAUGUUUGAUGACCACUGCUGCAUAUUAUUUGCAACUUUAUGAUGCAAAUAACAUAGCACUGGUUUAUGGCUUAGUGUUUAAACGCUUUCAGGUUUGGAGGCUUAUCACAAAUUUAUUCUUUCUUGGACCGUUUUCAUUUCCAUUUGCUAUUCGACUGAUAAUGAUAGCAAAAUAUGGUGUUUCAUUGGAAAGAGGGCCCUUUGACAAGAGAACCGCGGACUAUGUUUGGAUGUUCAUAUUCGGUGCACUUGCACUUCUGGUGAUGGCUGCUGUGCCAUUAUUAUGGUCUCCAUUCCUGGGAACUUCGCUAGUUUUCAUGAUCGCCUACGUUUGGAGCCGCGAGUUUCCAAAUGCACGAAUCAACAUUUACGGCGUCGUAUCAUUGAAGUUGAAAUCUUGUCGAUGGAGACGCUGAGACUUGCACGUCAGG